CACUGGCACGCAGCCAGGGGAUGUGAGAAUCACUCACUCGAGCGCCCAAUUCUCUUCUCACGUGUUCUGCGUUGCUCUGCUCUACUGUGGCUUUCGAUUCAAGCUACCUUUGAAACGCUACGUACCCCGCUAUAAAACCUUCCUGGAGGAAGGAGAGAACAAAUAGAUUCAUAGGCCUUUGUUUUGGGCGAUCGAAACUCUCGAUCGAUCGAGUUGGUUCUCUCCUGUUCUUGUCAAUCAAAAUCGAGUUCUUUGUAGUGCAUAGAGAUGGGGCGUCUCUUUGUGCUUGGAUUCGUGGUAGUUCUCGCUGCUUCUUCACUGGCAGCAACCGUGAACAAGAACUUCAACACCGACUUCGCGGUGACCUGGUCGCCGGAUCACGUCAACACUCUCUUGGGUGGUAGUGCUCUCCAGCUCCGGCUCGACAAUUCAUCUGGAUCUGGAUUUGCAUCGAAGGGCCAGUUCCUGUUUGGAAAGAUCAGCAUGGACAUGAAGCUAGUUCCGGGAGACUCGGCCGGAACAGUCACAGCAUACUACCUCACAUCGGGCCAAACACCCAAUCGAGACGAGCUCGACUUCGAGUUCCUGGGAAACGUUUCCGGCGAGCCAUACAUUCUCCAAACCAACAUAUACUCCAAUGGAGUUGGAGCGAGAGAGCAGCGGAUCUUCCUCUGGUUUGAUCCCACCACAAGCUUCCACUCCUACUCGGUGCUCUGGAACCAGCACCAGAUCGUAUUCCUGGUGGAUGAAAUCCCGAUUCGCGUCUUCCGCAACAACGAGGCCAAAGGCGUCGCGUUUCCGUCCAAGCAAUCCAUGGGUGCUUUCUCGAGCAUCUGGAACGGGGAUCAGUGGGCUACUCGCGGAGGGGUCGUCAAGAUCGACUGGAGCAAAGCUCCGUUCGUCGCGUCGUAUCGAAACUUUGCGGUGGACGCUUGCGAGUCGGGUAAGGUUGAGGCGUGCUCGGCCAUGGCCAGUUCCGCGUGGUGGAACGAGGAACGCUACCGCUCGCUCAACCGGAACCAGCGCCACAGGCUCAAGUGGGUCCAGAAAAACUACAUGGUUUACGACUACUGCAUCGACACCUCGCGCUAUCCCACGCCUCCGGCCGAAUGCAAGGAUGCUUUCUAGGACUGGUGCAUGGUGGCUUCCAUUCUUGGACACGGCUGAAGCUCUGGGCUGUAUCGAAAUCGGGUGAGCUCCAUUUCGUCCUCGGGUGGCAAGUUUACAUUCCAAAGUUGCUUUGUACAUUUUGUUAUUUCAUUUGUGAAGUUGAUUCUGCUCUGAAGCUCAAACUUGAUUUCAAAAUUCAAAAGUUUCCAUAUUCUUUGUA
Messenger RNA from Selaginella moellendorffii, 1330 nucleotides. RefSeq names its product probable xyloglucan endotransglucosylase/hydrolase protein B. The transcript has 4 exons. The record is from RefSeq and is a predicted model, not a curated record. Gene Ontology annotation, cellular component: apoplast; cell wall. Gene Ontology annotation, molecular function: hydrolase activity, hydrolyzing O-glycosyl compounds; xyloglucan:xyloglucosyl transferase activity. NCBI's taxonomy places the organism in Eukaryota, Viridiplantae, Streptophyta, Lycopodiopsida, Selaginellales, Selaginellaceae. Gene Ontology annotation, biological process: cell wall biogenesis; xyloglucan metabolic process. Bases 268 to 1128 code for a protein of 286 amino acids.